Messenger RNA from Thalassophryne amazonica, 2348 nucleotides. RefSeq lists its product as uncharacterized. Lineage: Eukaryota; Metazoa; Chordata; Actinopteri; Batrachoidiformes; Batrachoididae. The record is from RefSeq and is a predicted model, not a curated record. The transcript has a single exon. Gene Ontology annotation, biological process: tRNA 5'-leader removal. Bases 762 to 1589 code for a protein of 275 amino acids. Gene Ontology annotation, cellular component: ribonuclease MRP complex. Gene Ontology annotation, molecular function: RNA binding.
GGCAGCUCCUGUCCCUUAUGUCUUUUUGUGGGGAAAGGAACACACUUCUUUCAGCAUCACUGGAGACGACACAGAGCUCCAGGGAAGACGCCCCAGGUGCAGACCUUCAAACAGCUCCGGCCUUAACAACAGAGGUUACCCAGAAGAUGCGAUACACACACACUCAUGCUGGAGUCCAACAUUUUGGACGAGGAUGGAACUUAACAACCGGGUCAGCGCAAGAGUUUUGAACUGAGGCCGACAUGAUCAUACAUCAAGAACAACGAGGCUGGAUCAGCUCCCUCGGAAAAGGUGGAGUCUUCAUUUGAGCUUUUACUUUCUCUUUGUUGAAAGUUUUGUCAGAGAAGAAUGAUCAAAGUACCCCGUUUCUUUUGCAGCUAUUAUGGAUAAAAGCGGCAUCGGAAAUAUGUGCUAUUGAAGCAAAAGGGAUAAUUUAGCAUACUUUUUCUUCAUUAUUUUUAUCUGUCUCCAGAGCACUUUCUAAAUAGACAUUGGUGGUAUGAAAUUGAGAUGCUCUUUAAAGAACAACUUGAACGGUCCCGACAGUGUUCUUAAUUCGCCAGCCAGGCGUUUAUCUUAUUUCUGCAGCUCGUUCACGGAGGGAGAGUUAAAGACUCCAUUGAUAGUGCUCUUGGGGAAGGGCUAAUAAUUCCUCGCUUAUAUGAAGUCUUCAAAACCUUCCAGCUGUUGACUAAAAAGUGUCACAGAUGUGAGGAAGUGAUGCAGACUGGACUGACAGUGGAGCACUGAGGACAGGAGACAUGUUCACAGGGUGCGGAGUGGUCAGUGGUCAGAGUCAGUACCUGGUCCGAGACAUCGUCAGGCCCCACCCAGGAGUGGAAGUGAGUGGAGCUACCCACACGGAGAAUGGUGUAACCUCGGGGUCCUGUCAUGUCCACCAGGGUCAAACCUGCAGUAGUGCUGACCAGCAGGCAGUCGUCAGAAAUGUUUCCUGCACCCUAAAACCAGUGCCACCAUCUACCCCUAUGCCUGCUCUCAAACUUGGGCAGGAAGGGUUCAAGAAAGUCUGCCGAACCGAGGAGGACAGUCCAUGUCCCUUUCCGGGACUUGCCUCUGGGGUGUUGGAGAUGCGUGUGAAGGAGGGCAGUAAGAUCCGUAACUUGAUGGGAUUUGCCAUGGCACGAAUGCAAGGAGAGAUAAGUGUGAGAGAUGGCGGCAGUGGUGACGGUGGGCUCAGACAAGUUGUCUUCACCGGCUCGGGUCGUGCUGUCACCAAAACCAUCACUUGUGCUGAGAUCAUGAAGCGUAAGGUGGGCUCUCUGCACCAGAUGACCAAACUACAAUACAAAGUGGUGAAGGAGGUGUGGGAGAGCAACGAAGGUCACACAUCAGAGAUGACGGUGCACAGGACGGUGCCCUCCAUCAGCAUCCUCCUCUCCAAAGACCCCCUGGAUACUCAGGAACCAGGCUACCAGCCUCCAGAGACACUCAGUGCAUUGUGGGAGGAGAAAGAGGGCACCGGUAUCCCGCAAACAGCGUGCAAGAGACCUCUUCAACCCUCAUCGUGCAGCAGCUUUCCUUCUUUUAAGAGGGUGUGUAUGGGGGAAGGCGUCCUCCCCCCUCGCUGACUGACUGAUUGACUGACUGACUGAACUGGUGUGAAACAGUAAAGAGAAUUGAAUCAGUGGAUUUCAUUUGGCAUUGCCCUCCACCCAAGCACAAUGCUGAGACAAUCAGAACAGUCACUCAGACAGAACAAUGUUUUCUGAGAAGAACUGAGUACCAAUUCCAGCCUCCAGAGGUCAGGUUAGCUGGGACCUAAAGGCUGGCCUCUGGUUCCCGUCCUGUCUGACGUGGACUCUCAAAUCCACAGAACUGUUCAGGUGUGUGCAACCAUGCCUAAAGUCUUUAACUGAUUCACAUCCCAUUUCACGCUGACUAAAGAAAACACCACCAGUCACACUGGUUCCAGGUUCCAGCUUGCAGCAAAGUACCAACAGCCUGUGGAGGAAGACGCUUAUUAGCAUAGUACUGCAAUUGUGCCACUUUAAAAACAUAAUCUGAAAGUUUAAAAUAUAAAGAGUUCAAAGCCAUUGAUGAUGUUACAAAUGCAAAAUGAUUUUAUUUGUUAAAUAUCAUGAAAAACAAAAUUAAAUAAAAUGAGGUGGGGUUUUUUCCCCCCUGUGGAAAUUUUUCUUUUGUGCUUCAUGUUUCCUGCAUAUUGUCAAAUUUGCAAAGCGCUGGCUGAACAGAGGAUCACAGCAUGCUGAUCUUUUGAUAAGAAGAAUGGCAGUGAAAUUUUAAAAAGAAAAAAAAAAAAAAAAUUUAAUGACAACACACUUGAUAAGGCUCCUAAGCCAACACAGGCUGACAAAAAGUGCCGAGGG